Messenger RNA from Pseudozyma flocculosa PF-1, 2091 nucleotides. RefSeq lists its product as uncharacterized. The transcript has a single exon. Gene Ontology annotation, molecular function: nucleic acid binding. The record is from RefSeq and is a predicted model, not a curated record. The coding region runs from base 1 to 2091 and encodes 696 amino acids. NCBI's taxonomy places the organism in Eukaryota, Fungi, Basidiomycota, Ustilaginomycetes, Ustilaginales, Ustilaginaceae.
AUGCCGCGCAGCAGCUCGGGUCCAUCGCCUCGUCAGAAGGCGGCGAGAAAGACGGCGGCCGUCCAGCGCAGGGAGCUCGAUGCCAAGCUGGCCGCCGCCGUCGCCGACCUGGAAGCCGGAUGCUUCCCUAGCCUCAAGGCCUGCGCCGAGGCCCACGGCGUCGCCUCUUCCACGCUCCACGAUCGUCACAGGGGCCGAUUGCCGCACUCCAAGGCGCACACCGGCCGGCAGCGCCUCUCGCCCGCCUCCGAGGCCGUACUCGCUCGCCACGUCGAACGAUGCGCCCAGCUCGGGUUCCCGCUAACGCCCGACGCGGUGCGCCGGUUGGCCGAGAAGCUCAUGAUCGAGGAGCCAGACAGCCAGUGCCGCUCGCUCGGUGCAAACUGGAUCCAGGCCAGCUUCCUGCCGCGCCAUCUCGACCUCGAGGCCCAGUACCGCCGGUGCAUCGACUACGGACGCAUCGGCCGGCCCAACGCCAACAACCUCGAAUGGGUCACUGCCUUCUUUGACCUGUACCGCACCGCGAUCAAGGACCACGGCAUCAAGCGCGGCAACGUCUACUGCAUGGGCGAGACCGGCACCGUCCUGGGCCGCGGCAAGGAGCAGAGGAGGAUUCACGCGAGCAGGAGGGCACACCGGUUCCUGCGCCUGCCGGGCAAGCGCGACUCGACGAGCGUCGUCGAGUGCAUCGGCGACGACGGCACCAUGCUGCCGCCGCUCAUCAUUGUCGAGGGCAAGCUGCACCUCGACGCCAAGCAGCGAAAGUCGUUUGGCGCCGCGGCCGGCUGGACGUUUGGCGUGUCGAGCACCGGCUGGAGCUCAGUCGACGCCGCCCUGCUGUGGCUCGAAAAGGUGUUUGACCCGGCCACCAAGCCUCCCAAGGGGCGCAGCGGCGACUGGCGCCUCCUCCUCGUCGACGGCCACGCCAUCUACACCAGCAUCGAGUUCGUGAGCGCCUGUCUGGACCGGCGCAUCGUCCCCGUCUCGUUUCCGCUGCAGACGACGCACGUCAUCGACCCGCUCGACUGGUUCAUCUUUGGACCCAUCAGCGAUCGCUACCACCGCGCCAUCGACGGGCUCGAGCUCGAGCAUGGUGGCGCCGGCGCCGGAGGAGGUGCCGGCGGCGGUGGUGGCGGUGAAGCGGUGACGAGCAAGAUGGACAAGGCGACGUUUGCGAGGAUCUACCGCGAGGCGCGGACCGUCGUCAGCGCCGAAGACGUGCGCAGGGCGUUUAUCGAAUGCGGCGUCUCGCUGCCGCCCGAGCCGGACAAGAUCCUCACCCGCGCGCCCGCCCACCGCAACCACUCGAGCAUCUCCACGCCGCCGCCCGGUGCGGUGCCGCCCAGGGACAUUGCCACUCCCAAGACGUCGGCCGAGUUUCGUGACAUGCUCGCUAUGCUCUCAGCCGUCGUCCGCGGCGGCCAUGGCGGUGAGGGCAGCAGUGGCGGCGACAACGAGGCCCAGGCGGCGCUGCUCAGGCAGAAGCUGCUGAAGUCGUACGUCGACCUCGUCGAGAGUUCGGCGGCGCGAGAGCAGGCUGCUGGGAGCGAUUCGGAUGUAUCGGAGCACGAGGCGGACACGCCGACGGAUGACGAGGACGAGGACGAGGACAGGGACAUGACACCCGCCCCGUCGAACCGCCGGGAAGCGGGCGGGACGGUGGCCAUGGCCCAGCAGGGCGGGCUGGACGGGCGCGAUCAGUCUCGACAGUUCCGCGGCGCGGAGCAGAUCUACUCUUCCCACCCACAGGCACAGGCACAGCCGCAGCCGCAUCCGCCGGACCAUGAGACGACGACGACGCCUAUCUACCACCCGACGACGACGACGAAUCCAUUCAUCGAAAUGACGACGGGACACACCUCGACAGGUCCCCACCCCCUACGCCAGUACCAGCACCACCACCACCACCACCACCAGCAGCAGCAGCAGCAGCAGCAGCAGCAGCACUCGGACAUCGUCAUGGGAUCGGCGUGCCAAACUCUCGGUCCCACUCGCACCUCGACGUCAACUUCGACUUCGACUUUGGCGUCAUCGUACGACAUGUCGACGCCCCUCGUCUUUUCGGAUGCGUACGGAGGUCGAUUCUUUUGA